UGUACGCUGUGUGUGUAAACCCCUGUGUGAAUCACGUUCCAAGUUCCGUAAGGGUUCUCUCUGCUUAUGCAUCAUCCGAAUAAAAUCCUGAAAAAGAAACGAAACUGAAACGGCAUGUCAGAAGUAUCGAGUGAACCUCAAAGUAAUCAGGACUAUUGUUUCAAAUGGAGCGAUUACCAGAAUCAUCUGUCGACAGUAGUCAGACAAUUGCUAGAAGAGGAUUCCAUGGUAGACGUUACGUUAUGUGUUGCUGGAGAGCGCAUUCAUGCACAUCGAAUUGUAUUAUGCGCCUGCAGCACUCUAUUUCAAGAAAUUCUGAGUGAAACAAAAGAGGAUCAUCCCACCAUUAUCAUUAGUGACAUAUCAGCAGAUGAUGUCAGGUCUAUUGUGGAGUUUUCGUAUCAGGGAGAAGUUAGAAUACCUGUGGAUAAUAUAACAAACUUGUUGGACGCUGCACAGCUGCUGAAAAUCAGUGGAUUAAUGGAGAUUGAAGGACUCGAUGAGAACGAUUCGCCCGCAAGUAAGGACCCAACCGAAGAAGUGGAAGAUCCCGGAGUAUCGCCAGAUCGCGAAGAGAACGUGGUAUCGAAUCCAGUUGGACAGCAGACAGACGAGGACGCGGACGUUGACGAGGAUGAUUCCAAUGGUAAAAAAAAGAAGGAGAGAAAAAAGAAAGAUACCUCGAAAAAGGAGUACAAUGAGGCAAUGCUGGACACAGCUAUAAAUGACUUGAAGGAUGGGAAAACGUUGAUUGAAGCUUCGGGUAAGAAUCAUAUCCCGAGGUCGACCCUCUACAUGAAAGCGAAGGCACUCGGCAUUCAGUUACAUGCAGCCCGAAAUGAAUAUCCCGCGGAGUGUAUGCAGUCUGCUAUCGACACAGUCCUCGGUGGUGCAAGCCUGCAACAAGCAGCUGAAAUGUACGGAAUACCAAAGACUGUUCUUUGGAGGCGAAUACAAAAGGAAGGAUUCCAAAUAAACAGACCAGAAAUGAAGAGACAAUACGCCUCUGAGAAGCGACUUGCUGCUGUGAAAGCACUCGAAAGAGGAGAAAGGCUCACGAAAGUCUCUAAUGAGUUCAAUAUACCCAAAACGACUUUGUUCAGAGAUAAAGCAAAACUGGUAGACGAGGGGAAAUUACCAGAAUCUUUCUGGAAGAAGCGAAAAACUGACGACGAAGGCUUGAAAAAGAGUAGACUUGAGAAGGCAGUGGCAGCCUGCAAAGAUGGUAGAAUGUCCCAAGCUGCAGCAGCUACACUUUAUGGCAUCCCCAAGACCACGAUUUGGAGAAAAUUGCAGCAGACCAAUAAGAAGAAUGAGGAUGACCCAAGUCCUCAGGUUUCAAAGAGAAGAAAAAAGGAUGAUGUUCAAAUUAAGAGUGAAAGUGUUAAAGAUGACUUUGCUCUGUGUGAAGUCGCUGCAGAGAUCCCCAUAACCUACAUCGAUGAAGACAGUAUUCCCCAGGAAUCAGUAAUAAUAUUAACAACAGAAGACGUCAAUCUUAGUCUAGAGGAGAAUCGUCAAAUAAUUGUCAACGAAGAUUCUGACCAAGAGUAUAUUCCCUGUUCAAUAAGAAUCGACCAAAAUACAAACUACAAUCCAGUAGAGAGUUAGAACCCCUUCAAAAACGUUUUUCAAUCCUUAAUGUAUAGAUAAGCAAAUGAAUUAUAUUGUGAUUCUGUAAAAUUGAUAUUUUAUUGAAAUAGACUUAUUCGAAGA
This is a messenger RNA of Diachasma alloeum, 1716 nucleotides long. RefSeq lists its product as uncharacterized. The transcript is spliced from 7 exons. Gene Ontology annotation, biological process: regulation of transcription by RNA polymerase II. NCBI's taxonomy places the organism in Eukaryota, Metazoa, Arthropoda, Insecta, Hymenoptera, Braconidae. The coding region runs from base 115 to 1611 and encodes 498 amino acids. Gene Ontology annotation, molecular function: DNA binding; protein binding. The record is from RefSeq and is a predicted model, not a curated record. Gene Ontology annotation, cellular component: nucleus.